AUGCCGCGCGAGAACAGUUUCAGUGACUCCGAGGGUCGUUCACUGACUCCCGACCUGGAAGACGAGGUCGAGAACUACGAUAUCAUUCACAAGGGCAACGACCCCGCCGGUCAAGCCGCAUCCACCCGUAUCGGCGGCUUGGACGGAUCUUCUACGACGAAAGGCAGCCGUCCAAACGUUCACGCGCAACGCACAUCUACCAAUCCCCUGCUCGAUGCAGCACCCGACAGACAUGAUACCAUGGAAAGCCGGCCAGGUCACAUCCGACGCCCUGCAGUCCGGACCACCGGUAGCGCUACGGAUCGCUUCCGAACGACCGCCAGGAAGAUCAUACAGAUGCGUCGCACGUACGCCUUCAUGAGCUUGGGCAAUGCAGGCGCCGAACCCGGCGUAGAUCCUAAACGGGAUGAUGUGGACCGUCAAUACCGUCACAUACAGCAAGAGUGCACGAUCGAGAUUAUAGAUUUCAACAGGACGACGAGCAAGGGCAUGAGAAUGACCAACGGCGAUUUCGUGCAACUGAUGCACGAAGAUCAGAAGAGCAAGCCGGAACCCUGGGUCAAGGUGCGAUGGAUCAAUGUAGGUGGUGUGUCUUGGGAUGUUAUCAAAGCGCUGGCGCUCAGAUACAACCUUCAUCCCUUGGCGGUGGAGGAUGUCCUGCACACUCCAAGGCACUCUCGCUCCAAGUCCGACUACUAUAAUCAGCACCUUUUCUUACGGGUAUUGUGCCAUUCUCUCGCGGGUCCCAAUGACCGCGAGCCACAUGAACACGACCAGAUCAAUUUCCCUCAUGCACACGAUUUACCUGCAGAACUCAGGGUUCUCCCCAACGAGUUUCAGUCUAGUUUACCAAGUGGAGUGCUGCCAGUACACGUUGACUUGUUUCCCAACGACAUAGGAGCGACGUCGGGUUCACGUCUUCAUACGCCGCGCAAACGCACGUCAACAUUGAGCUUUCGUCGCAGCGACCGCGUGAAGCUUGCAAUACCGCCCAUCGACGUCGAGAAAGCUCGUAAUUUCAACGAACGAGGUCCACUUUCCGCAGGUCCCCGGGUGGAGAGCCAAGCCGUGCGCGACCGGAGCCUCAACGUGCACACUAUCGAGGCACUGAAACGCACGGGCUCUGGACAGAGAGUGGAUGUGAAGAUACAGCCUAUAUGCGUGUUCCUGAUGCAAGACGGAACAGUCAUCUCCAUCCAUCCAAACCCCGAUCUACAAUUCACCCUACCCAUCUCGCGACGGCUACGGCAAGCGCAGACAAUCCUGAGAUCAAGUGCGGAUGGGUCUUUCCUGGUUCAGUCCAUUCUUGAUCUCAUCGUCGACCGGGCUCUGGAGAUUGUGGACGAGUAUCAAGCGAGGAUUCUGGCACUCGAGCAGGACGUUCUGCUGGUGCCCAACAUGGACACCGUCAAGUUCUUGCACAUCUUGCAAGGUGACCUGAUCCUCCAUAAGAGGACGAUGCAGCCAAUCAAGACGCUGGUCUAUUACCUGAGGCGGUACGAUGUUGAUCGGUAUGCCGCCCUGUGGGAAGGGAAAGACCCGAAGGAUGUCAAGGGGUAUAUGAGCUAUAAGGCAAAAACCUACCUUGCGGACGUUAAUGAUCAUAUGGAAUACAUCUUGACAAGCCUAGACAUGUUUGCUGGGAUUGCCGAUAACCUCAUCAACUAUACCUUCAACAUGGCCAGCAAUCGGAUGAACGAGAUCAUGAGACAAUUAACCGUCGCAACAGUGACGUUCCUUCCCCUGACGCUCCUGACAGGCUAUUUCGGCAUGAAUUUCCAGAACAUGUGGACUGUCAAGCACAACCACACGGAUGUCAUAUUCUGGAUCAUAGCGCUGCCAGUCAUGGCCAUAGUAGUUCCCCUAUUCCUUUGGGUGGACAUUCAACGUGCAUCAAGAGACUUCAAGAAACGUAUGAUCGCCCGUACAACUGCCAAGGAUCUGCGUUUCAAACUAUAA
Messenger RNA from Punctularia strigosozonata HHB-11173 SS5, 1959 nucleotides. RefSeq lists its product as uncharacterized. The transcript is spliced from 5 exons. Lineage: Eukaryota; Fungi; Basidiomycota; Agaricomycetes; Corticiales; Punctulariaceae. The coding region runs from base 1 to 1959 and encodes 652 amino acids. Gene Ontology annotation, cellular component: membrane. Gene Ontology annotation, molecular function: cobalt ion binding; cobalt ion transmembrane transporter activity; magnesium ion binding. The record is from RefSeq and is a predicted model, not a curated record. Gene Ontology annotation, biological process: transmembrane transport; metal ion transport.